Molecule: messenger RNA, 1804 nt
Organism: Rubroshorea leprosula
Lineage: Eukaryota; Viridiplantae; Streptophyta; Magnoliopsida; Malvales; Dipterocarpaceae
Source: the annotation of a GenBank genome assembly
ACAAGUUGCUUCUCUUUGACUCGUUUUUAGUACCAUGAACAUUGAAAAUUCUGCAAAUGCCUACCUGAUGCCAACGCCGACUCUGUUUUACAUCACAGCCCUAGGAAUACUGUAGGCUUCCUAAAAUUCCCAAAAACCCAUUAAGGUUUCCCUUCUGUUCUCUUCCCUUCAUUUGGACUGCUUUGUUUCUCUGAAUCAGGAAUAGAGGUUGUAGGUUUUCCUGUUUCUUUCAUCUGGGUUGCUCUGUUUUUGUGAAUCUGGAAGUGGGUCUUCUUCAUCUUCUCGAUUCAGCCCAUAAAGAGAUAUAAUCCAUGGACUGGUACUUUGGGAAUGGUAUUGAUGAUCUUGUUGUGCCCAAAGAUCAUGAAUUAUCAGACAGGUUUCCAUCUCCAGAAAGUUGGUCAAAUUGGGGAAUAAGUGCCCCAGGAAACAUAGAGUCACCAAACAAAUGCUUCAUUAUGGAUUCAAAUUUGAAUCAGGAUUUCAAUGAAGUUGAAAUGGAAUCCCAUCUCAAUGCUAAAGAUCAGUCUUGUUGUUCAAGUGUUUGCAGAGGAUUGUCUGAGGAGUCUCUUCUUAAUCAUGCACCAACAUCUCAUCAACAGAUAGAUUACCAGCUUGAUGAGUUGUCCAGAUUCCAGCAGAUGGAUGACAUAUUCUUGAAUUCUUUACUUGAGAAUCUGCCAGAGAAUGAAGAUCUUGACAAACCAUAUCUCAUUUCCCUUGAUUCUGAACAUGACAUGAUGCCAUCUGACAAUCUAUUGGAAGAUGUGGUUUCAAAUUAUCAAAGUAUUGAAAACUCAAAGCAUCUCAAUACACAUGCAUGUUCUCCAUCCCAGAGUUUGCAGAAAGAAGUUCAUGUUUUGUGCAUUAGUCCAACCAACAUGGAGAAAAAAAGUAGCCUAACAGUAAAGGUACCACUUGCCAAUAUACCUGCCCCUUCUGAGAACAGCUGCAUCAAUGGACAUCUUGCCCCAGAACCAUCUCUUGAGGAAUCUGUUUUGUGGGAACUUGAAACUGUGAUGACACAGUUGCCUGAUAAGACGCGAAUUUGCUUCCGUGAUGCCUUCUACCGCCUUGCAAAGAACUCAAAACAAAAUAUUAUGGUACACAACCAAAGCAGAAUCCUUCCCUUGGAAACUGAAUUGCCAAGCCAUGAUGCAAAAAUUAGGCCUGAAAGACAGAAUGCAGUGGAAUCAGAGACCAACACCAUCGAUAGAGCCAUUGCAAGCCUCACAUUCAACAAGAUGGAAGUUAAUGUCCGAGAUUUUCCUCCAGUGAAGUACAAUGUCACCAAGGCAACAGGAUCACUGAAGCACAGCUCAAAUUUGUCAGAGAUUCAGUAUUUUCCUCAGACAUCUAUUGUGACUAGUGAUGCUGAAGUUCCCACCUUUGUUUCAAGAUAGUCACCAAUGACAACAGAUCAACAUGAUCAAUCCAUGUUAAGAAGAGGUCGAGAAGUUUUCAGCAUUAGUACAUAAUGGAGUUGCUGGAAACACAUUAGAAUAAUGGCAUGGAAGGAAGGAUUGAAGAAAUGAAUCCUUUUCAAGCAUGAAAUCUUUCUUUUUUAAGUAGUUUCCUUUUCCCCUUGAAUGUAUAUAUACUAAUAGCUUGUUCCAUGGUUAAGUAGUUGCUGCAUCUGGUCAGCUCAGUUUUGAUCUCGUUAUCUGCUUAAGCUGAUUCAAUUGCUACAAUUGGUUUGCAUUCUUUCUUGCUGUCAUUUGGUUUUACAAGAGUCUUCUUGUAACCUAUUCCAUAAAAGCAUCCAUAUGCACUGUUAUUUUGUAGAUAAAUCUCGUGUUUUCCU